Molecule: messenger RNA, 1233 nt
Organism: Nematocida ausubeli
Lineage: Eukaryota; Fungi; Microsporidia
Exons: 1
Coding region: 1-1233 (410 amino acids)
Source: RefSeq, a predicted model, not a curated record
AUGAUACUGAUUGUUUGUUAUGGAAACCAUUCCUAUAAAUACUUUCUUGUGACGCAUAAUAUUAUGCAACCUCGGGUUAUAUCGGGUUUAAUCGGGUUAUUAGCCGUAAAGUAUUCAGUCUGCAAAUUUUCAGAAAAAAAACUCCAGGGCCUGGAGAUGACAGACACAGCAGCCAGACUCUACAAUGGGAUCAAAGAAAAUAAUGAAUGGUCCCUCAGAAAUGGCAAUUCAGGAUCCAUUGUAAACUUCAAAAACAAGAAUACCCAAGAGGAUGAGUGGUCACUAGAAAUCACUUUCAAGGUCCCUACCUUAAAAUACCCAGAAUUCGCAGGAAUUUACGCCUGGUACACAGAAGACCCAGUGAGACACGGGGGAUUCAAAGGCGCAAAAGGCAAAUUCAACGGGAUAGUGGCAGGAUUGGAGUUCAUUGGCAAGGGAGUAGAUAUAAUUGUAUCUGUAAAUCAUGGUGAAACUGACUAUACAGAAUUAGCCCCAGAUACAAUCGAACUAAAAGACAGUCCAGACCCAAAUAUUUUCAAAGACAAAAAUACGUUAACCCUGAAAAUAAUUUCAACAGAAAAAAAUUUCAAGAUAGAAAUAUACGAUAAAGAUAAAAAUCUCAUAUAUGAUAGGGUAAGAUAUACGCAAAUGGCAGAAAUUAGUAGUAGACUAUCAGGAAAGUACUUUGGAUUAACCACAGAUUAUGCAGCCUCUGUUAAGAAUGCGUUUAAAUUAGUCAGUGCCUCACUGUACAAAAGAGAAGAACAUCCAGAAUAUGACCCAAAUGCAUAUAAUGCAGAUAUAAAUGAGACAAUCCCCAGGUUACCACAUGAAAUAGACCCUACUGAAGAUAUGCAGCACAUUAUAUCUGGGAUAGAGCAUCUUACAAAGUAUUUACGUAUUGUGAUGGGUGACCCACAAGGAAAACCCAUUGCAGAUAAUGUAAUGUACGUUAAAAAGGUGACUAACUUCAUGGUUGCGCAUAUAUUAGAGGUAAGGGAUGGGCUUAAGUCGUUAAUAGAUGUGACCAAGAAGCAUGCCCAGCAGGAAGAGGGUCACAGGCAGGAAUUGUUCUAUUUAGUGCAGAACAUGAAUAUAAAACUAACUGAAAUGAAUAAGAAAGGUCAUAAUAUAUCUGUAACUGCCAUGAUAUCAAUGGGAUGUGGGUUAUUUGCCGUUGGAUUCCUGUUAGGCAAGAGAUUCUCACCAAUCAAGAAGAUGUCACUGCACUAA